Silurus meridionalis is the source of this 3209-nucleotide messenger RNA. RefSeq names its product matrix metallopeptidase 30 (gene mmp30). NCBI's taxonomy places the organism in Eukaryota, Metazoa, Chordata, Actinopteri, Siluriformes, Siluridae. Gene Ontology annotation, molecular function: metalloendopeptidase activity; zinc ion binding. The transcript is spliced from 10 exons. The record is from RefSeq and is a predicted model, not a curated record. Gene Ontology annotation, cellular component: extracellular matrix. The coding region runs from base 11 to 1423 and encodes 470 amino acids. Gene Ontology annotation, biological process: proteolysis; extracellular matrix organization; collagen catabolic process.
CAGUUUGGAGAUGAGGAACACAACCAUUCUCAUGCUGAUGCUCACAGCAUGCUUGGUGCUUUGCAGUGGUGCUCCUGCAACUCCCACAAUGGAUCAGGAGACAGCUGAGGAAUAUCUGAAGCAGUUUUUCUCAGAGCACAAAACUCCGUCUAAGAGGUUAGAAAGUGGAAGACUAAUGAAAAUGCAGGACUUUAAGACAGUAUUGAAGAAAAUGCAGGAGUUCUUUGGGCUCCAGGUGACAGGCAAACUGGACACGAACACCAUCGAGGUGAUGCAGAAGCCACGCUGCGGUGUUUCUGAUGUUUCAAAUUACGAACAUUUCAGUGGCAAACCCAAGUGGGAUAAGCAGACCAUUACAUACAGAAUUACUGAAUACACACCAGAUCUGAGUCAGGGUGAAGUGGAUACCACGAUUGCCCAGGCUUUCAAACUCUACAGCGAUGUCACUCCACUCGUCUUUAAGCAGAUCUACAGUGGCACGGCAGACAUCAUGAUUCUUUUUAAAGCGAGAAAUCAUGGAGAUUUUUACCCAUUUGAUGGACAGGGUGGUGUUCUGGCUCAUGCCAUGUCUCCAGGUCAAGGUGAAGGUGGUGAUGCCCACUUUGAUGAGGAUGAAAAAUGGACUCUGAGCUCAGCAGGUAUGAACUUGCUCUUGGUGGCUGCCCAUGAGUUUGGCCAUGCGCUUGGACUGGAUCACUCACAAGAUCCCUCUGCUCUCAUGUACCCUACAUACAAAUACGUCAACACUCACGGAUAUCAGCUGCCUAUGGACGAUAAGAGAGGAAUCCAAGCUCUAUAUGGUGCUGGUCAACCACCCAAACCUCAGCCACAGCCUCAACCAAAUCCACCAGAACGAUGCAAUCGUGACUUGGUGUUUGAUGCUGCAACCAGCAUAAGAGGAGAGCUUUACUUUUUCAAAAAUAACUAUUACUGGAAGAAAAGCACCCUGCUGAAAGGAAUUCCCCAGACGCUAAUCAAAACCACAUGGCCCUCCAUCACGUCUGUUGAUGCAGCUUAUGAAAUCAGAUCAAAAAGGAUCAGUUUCUUUUUCAAAGGUCAGAACUACUGGGGCGUAACAGCAACCGCCAUUUUACCCGGAUAUCCAAAGCACAUUUCACAGUUUGGCUUUCCAGCUUCAGUCACAAAUAUUGAUGCUGCAGUGCACAUUGGCUCAACCAGACGCACUUUGUUCUUUACUGGUGAAAAAUAUUGGAGCUUUAAUGAGAACACCAGAGAAAUGGAGGCCGGUUUCCCCAAACCCAUUCGCAUAGAUUUCCCAGGAAUCGGCUUCAAAGUGGAUGCUGCUUUUGAAAACUAUGGUUUUCUGUAUUUCUCUGAUGGAGCCAGACAAACAGAAUACAUCUACAGGACCAAAAGUGUGAACCGUAUGCUGCUGAAUUAUGCAUGGCUGAACUGCUACUAAGCAAAAUAUCAUAUUUAUUUUGAUAUUAUGAUGUGUUUGCUAUGACUAUAACUGGAUAUCUAUAGAACUUAUCUAUAUCUAUCUGCAAAUAUAUGAGCUGUAUGAGGAUAUUUUGUAUGACAAUAUAAACUUAAUGAGACUUUAAGUGGCGGUGAGUAAUUUUCAGUUUUUUCCUCUGUGUUAGAGACCAGAUCCAGUAAGUACAUAGUGCACUAUAUUUGGAUUUUUUUUUUAACCAUUUCAUAUCUGAAACACAUAGUGAACUUGUGAAAUUUGUAAUUAUAUACAGCAGUAUGUUACUAUCUAACAGGGACAAAUAGAUACUGAAUAACUAAAGUCAGUGGGCCACCAUUUCAGAUAUGGUAAUGAAACACUAGUGGUUCUUAGCAGCUAUGAAAAACAGGUGGACCUUAUAUAAUUAAAUAAUAAAAAUCAAUUUCAGAAUUUUCUAAUUCAAAGAACUUUUACAAUAUUUAUUGAAAUGGAGUUGUGUGUUCCACACGAUGCAGCCUCAGAUGACACACAUGAAAACUUUACUGAUAACUAUGUUCAAAAUAGAGAUAUUAAAACCGAUAAAAUGUAUUUGUCCAACAUGUCCGAUAUUAAUUUGAUGUCUCACAUUGUUCCAAUACUUUCAGCCACAAUAUAAAAGUAUAUAGCAUCCAUCAUAUGGUAAUUUACAUUGCCUAGCCAUCAAGUACUCAUUUACAUUUAAUUUACAUUUUUAUAAUGGCUUUUGGUUCAUGUUACUGUAAGAACAAUCGCUCGUCUUAAUUGCUCGACUUUGCAUUGUGAGGCUUGAAUGUCCUUCAAGAUGACCUCUAAUUCCAACUGUUAAUCAUUUGUAUUUUAAUUACAAUUCAGUUCAUGUUCAUUUUUUGUAAAUUUUAAUUUAGAGAGCCAGAUGACUUCUAAAAGUAGCUGCUCAUGCUCACAGAGUUUCACUACACGCUGUACCCUGAAUAAACUAUCUAUAUAAAAACUAAUAAUUUAUUUUUUAAGUUUUUUAAGUUUUAUAUUUUUUAAGUUUUUAGCAGGUGUAAACAUAUAUUAAUGAAAAGGUUUAUAGCAAUUAGCAGACACUCUUAUUUAGCACGAUAUGCGGAAGUGCUUUGCAGUCUUUAUAUCGACCCCUAGGUGGUCGGCGGCGGUACUGCAGGGGGUCCGCUAAUUAAAGCAAUAGUUCUCAAAGUGUGUGUCGCGGCCCCCUAGUGGGAAAUAAAGAAAUGACAUGUGGGGCGCAGUGAACAUCAGUAUUUAUAUAAUUUUGUUUGUUUAUUAUUAAUCUUCAUUUAAUUAUUUUUUUCUAUUAAUAAUAAAGUUCAUACACUUAAAGCAACCACAAACAAACAAUGAGGCCAUUAAUGCAAAUACGUUAAUACAUUAGUUUGGGUACCUAAAACAAAAACAUUUAUUUUCUUUAUUUAUUUGUUUUAUUGAUGUAGAACUUGAUAUUUCAAUAAACAUUUUUAAAAAUUAUAUCAUUACCAUUUUUUGGAAUGAUGAUGGACAAGUGGGGCUUGAAAAUCCAUCCCCCUCCAAAAAGGAAAUGGCAGAAAGAGGUUUGAGAACCACUGGAUUAAAGUCACAUUUGUCACAUCUUUUGAUUAUAGAAUGUAGAUGAUAUUUAAGAUUUACAAUAUUAACAAUGCUAUGUUAAGGAACAUUAUUCUGAAAUUGUUCCACAAUUUGUGUAUAUACAAGAAGUGUGACUUGGACUGGAAAUAUAUAAAAUCCUGUACUAAAGAACCUAAACAUAAGUGCUGUAAUGUAUUUAAGAAUAUAU